Saccostrea cuccullata (small rock oyster) is the source of this 642-nucleotide messenger RNA. RefSeq lists its product as uncharacterized. The record is from RefSeq and is a predicted model, not a curated record. The transcript is spliced from 3 exons. Lineage: Eukaryota; Metazoa; Mollusca; Bivalvia; Ostreida; Ostreidae. The coding region runs from base 70 to 642 and encodes 190 amino acids.
GAGAAAGAGAGUCCUGUAGAUUACAGAGUGAAGUAUGACAAUGGAGUUACUAAGGUAUACCGUGUGAAUAUGCUUAAACGCUGGUUAGACAGAAAGGAGGAAAUGAAACCUCAGGCGAUGGCAAGGGUAUGUAUAGUAGAGAAUGUGGAGGAUGAUAACGACUGGAUUGGAAAUCCACUUAUAGAUCCUCGGGACACUUUCAGAAACAUGAAGAUUGAUGAGUCGUUGUCUGGUCAACAGAAAACAGAACUGACGGACUGUCUGCAAGGAUAUGGUAAAGUGCUUACCAAUGUUCCAGGGAGAACUACGGUGUUGAAACAUCAGGUGGUGACUACGAGUGAAAGUCCAGUGCGACAGAAACCCUACCAAAUUCCACAUGCUAUACGAGACGAAGUACGGAAAGAGGUAUCGUCAAUGUUAGAGACAGGCAUUAUGGAAACUUCGAUUAUAUUGCAAACUGGUGCAAGUGAUAGAGGUCUAGGAGGUGUUCUAUUACAGAAGAAGAAUUCAGAACGUCAUCCCCUUGUAUAUUUAAGCAAAAAAGUUGUUACCAAGAGAACGGAGUUUUGCUACAGUGGAAAAGGAAUGUUUUCAAUUGUGUGGGCCAUUAAACGCCUUAGAAAGUAUUUGUACGUUUUGUAA